This is a messenger RNA of Stereum hirsutum FP-91666 SS1, 960 nucleotides long. Its product is annotated as glycoside hydrolase. NCBI's taxonomy places the organism in Eukaryota, Fungi, Basidiomycota, Agaricomycetes, Russulales, Stereaceae. Gene Ontology annotation, biological process: fungal-type cell wall polysaccharide metabolic process. The record is from RefSeq and is a predicted model, not a curated record. Bases 1 to 960 code for a protein of 319 amino acids. The transcript is spliced from 5 exons. Gene Ontology annotation, cellular component: fungal-type cell wall.
AUGAUUCCUCCCAUCCUGUCCUGUGUUUGCCUUCUUGCCAUUUUCCCUCCAUUCUCCCAGGCGCGGCCAUCAAGUCCAACAUUGCGAGCGCCACAUCUCGAAACGCGAGACGUGACCAACUCGUCGAAGGCAGGACUUGCCUGGGCCAAUGGGAAAUGGGUGGAUAUGAAGCAGUAUGAGAGUACAGGAAAAGUUUCCUGGUAUUAUACGUGGGGCCCUGACCCAGUUGACGGUGCUACUAUUGAGUUUGUCCCAAUGUUCUGGGGAUCCAAGGACAUAGAUGACUGGCAAAGUUCUAUCAACUCGACCAUCAGCGAGCUCGACGUCAAAGCCAUCCUUGGAUUCAACGAGCCACAACAGUCUGGCCAAUCCAACCUCACUCCCUCUGACGGUGCCUCCCUCUGGCAAACCUACAUCGAACCCCUCAAAUCCGCCAAUCCAUCCCUGCGACUCGGAUCACCAGCCCCGUCAAGCGCGCCUUCCGGAAAGACCUGGCUCCAAGAAUGGCUGAGCGCAUGCAACGGCGGGUGUACUCCGGACUUCAUCGCGUUGCAUUGGUACGAUGUGAAUGCGACGGCCUUUAUCGAGUAUCUAGAAGAUUUCCACGAUACGUUUGGGUUGGAUCUGUGGGUUACGGAGUGGGCUUGUCAGAACUUCAACGACGAGAAUGCUCAGUGCUCACAGGAAGAUGUAGAAGAAUUCUUGAAUACCACCCAGUCCUACAUGGACUCUUCGUCUUUCGUCGAACGAUAUGCCUGGUUCGGAGCCAUGGAGAACCUUCAAGGAGUCAACACCGACAACGCACUCAUGGACUCGAAAGGCGAUAUCAAUGACCUGGGCGAGCAAUACAUCGGUGGAAACGCUACGACCCAUUCGAGCGGUGCUCCUCCCACGUUCGACCCCACCCUCGGAAUGAUAACCUGGGCUAUGUUUACGACCGUCGCUGUGCUGUCGUGGUAG